AGCUUGGCAACAGUACAGUUUCAGUUUCUGAUUGCAGACGGAAACUGGAAGAAGAUAAAAGAGCGUUAUCUGUGAUGGAAUAAACAAAUUUUGUGUGAUGGAUAAGUAAAGAAGGAAGUUUGGGCGUUCGACUUUUGGAUAUGUAAAUAAAGAAGUUUCAAGUGCUUUGUAUGCUAAUCGCACCAACCCCAUCCGAUAAUGGAUCAGGCUCCACUAGGGCCCUUACCCCGUUCAAGCAUACUCAAAGAGUUGUUCCCAACCCUUCCCCCUUCCGCCGUUGGCUUCUCCUCCUUCCCUCCACCUCUUCCCUCCUAAAGAACAAAUUCUGCAUCACGACGAAUAACAACCCUUUCUAACCGACCUCAUCGCCUUUGAACUGAGCUCGAGGAAUGGCGACUGUUACAUGGGCGACCGGGUCAACCACUGUCAUUCCACGGCAUAUUUGCUGCUCGUGUUCCUCUUUCUUCCCCCAUAGUAUUUCCCACACCAAAACCCUUGCUUUCAAUUCCAUUACAGUUCCAUCUCUCCAUUCCGACUUCCUUGGCAACCCACCCGUUUCUUUCCUCUCGGUUACACCAAUCCGACCAGCCGUGACCUCAGCCGGGCCGCGGAGUCUCGCCGUCCGCAUGUCGUGGGACGGCCCUCUUUCCUCCGUUCGACUUAUUGUCCAAGGGAAGAAUUUCGAGUUGACGGACUCGGUGAAGAAGUACAUCGAGGACAAGGUAGGAAGGGCCGUGCGGAAGCACUCGUACCUUGUCAGAGAAGUUGAUGUUCGGCUUUCCGUCCGCGGGGGUGAGUUUGGGAGAGGUCCCAGGGUUCGCCGAUGCGAGGUUUCUAUAUUUACCAAGAAGCAUGGGGUUGUGCGUGCAGAGGAGGAUUCGGAGACGGUGUAUGGGAGCAUUGAUCUGGUUUCAUCCAUUAUUCAGAGGAAACUAAGGAAGAUCAAGGAGAAGGAUUCAGAUCAUGGGCGGCAUAUGAAAGGAUUCAACCGCCUUAAAGUUCGGGAUCCGGACCUUAGUGUAGAAGAGGGAGAAGAGGAGGAGGAAGCUGAUCGGUCUGUUCCCGAGGAAGAGGACAGCAACAUUUUGGAUGAG
Phalaenopsis equestris is the source of this 1094-nucleotide messenger RNA. Its product is annotated as ribosome-binding factor PSRP1, chloroplastic. NCBI's taxonomy places the organism in Eukaryota, Viridiplantae, Streptophyta, Magnoliopsida, Asparagales, Orchidaceae. Gene Ontology annotation, biological process: primary metabolic process; negative regulation of translational elongation. Gene Ontology annotation, molecular function: ribosomal small subunit binding. Gene Ontology annotation, cellular component: cytosolic small ribosomal subunit. The record is from RefSeq and is a predicted model, not a curated record.